Sphenostylis stenocarpa is the source of this 216-nucleotide messenger RNA. The record is from the annotation of a GenBank genome assembly. NCBI's taxonomy places the organism in Eukaryota, Viridiplantae, Streptophyta, Magnoliopsida, Fabales, Fabaceae.
AUGAGGACAAAGCUGGUUUCCAACCAGAAUGAUUCAGAGGUACAUGCAUUCAAACGUGGUUCAUUUCCAGCUCUGACACCACACCAGAGUGAGUUGCAUGUCAAGUUGGAACUAAAGAAAGGGCGAAAAGGAAUAUUCAUACAUGUUUCAGAGUGGAUGUGGAAGGUUUUGUCUUACGCAAAAACAAGCGAUGAGAUGAGAUGUACGUGGAGUUGA